Messenger RNA from Caenorhabditis auriculariae, 4513 nucleotides. The record is from the annotation of a GenBank genome assembly. NCBI's taxonomy places the organism in Eukaryota, Metazoa, Nematoda, Chromadorea, Rhabditida, Rhabditidae.
AUGAAAACUUGGUUUCUCGCAGUAAUUUUAUCAGCGGUGCUCCACAGAUCGGAUGGGUACAAUUACCUGGUCUGGUCGCCUCUUUUCGCCCGAAGUCACAAUAACUUUCUCUCCACGAUUGCCGAAAUUGUGGCUCAAGCUGGACAUAAUGUCGUGAGUAUCUGUUAUAGUCAAUCCUCCCCGAUUUGAUCUCGAGUUUCCCGCACGGAAGCCGCUUCUUUUACGCAACGCUUUAGCCUUGCUAAUCUAUUCCUCUGUCCUGUCAAGUCGGGAAAAAUGGACUAUAUCUGAGUAGAAAAGUGAUACGAAAAAUAAUUCUGUGAAACUUUGUUUGGAUUUUUUUCUUGAGCGCUUUCAAGCUUGUAAGUCGUAGAAGCUCAGUGAAAACGUAUAAAAAGCAGAAUAAUAUACAACAUUAGGUAUUAUUUUCAUGAAAAGGCACAAAAAAAUGUUCCACCUCGAAAAAUAAGACUCACUUCAUCACAACUUUAUUUUUCUAUACCUCAAUGAUCAUUGCUUGAACUUAUUCUUUUCUUUUUUUUUUUCUGUAAUUCCUCUCGGUUAACGAUUGUUUUCCGAAAUCUAUUGCAAGAAGUUGUUCCUCGUUCUAAGAUCAGGAAGUCCUGAAGUGUAGGUCAGCCAAGCUUCAUCUAAAGUUUAGCCGGGCGCUCAAAAACAUCCCCUUGUUAGAAACAGAACAAGAUAGUUUAAAGUUUGCGGCGAAAAAAGAUAAUAGGUUGAUAGUUCAAAAAUAGAAGAUGGUCAUUCAAAAAUUGAUCAAAGAGAGCUGCAGACUUUUCUGGCCCCGAUUAUCGAUGAAUCGAUGCGAGAUGACCCGGAAAAGCUGCUCCAGUACACAAGAGACGUCCUCAAGCCAGAAGUGGCGUCAUCUUUUCCAUUCAAACAACUUUCGAGAUUUCUUAGGCGAGUCAGCAAGUGUCCAGAAUGAACGAAGCUCUGCUCCAGGGCGACUAUACCAGUUUAUGGGUCGAAAAAUCCGAUGUUUUCACUUUUGCCAAGGUGCUUUUUCAGAAAAUCGACGCUUGACAGAUUUUUUUCAGAUGUGCGCCGCUCAUCUCACGAUUUUCGCCCACUCUUGCGAAUGUGAGGCUUUUUCUCAUCAGAAAAAGUUGAGUAAAAUCAAUUUUUAGCUGUCGUAGUGGAUAAAAAACUGAUGGAAACUUUGAAGAAGAAGAAUUUCGACGUGAUUCUGACGGAAGCGAUUUCUGAAUGCCCCUUUGGUUUGGCUGACGAAUUCAUUGAAUUCAAAACAUUUUUUCAGCGGUUCGGGACAUUUUGAAGAUUCCGACGCUUGUCCUGACGGAUUCUUUCCCGGAGUACGACACGGUCGCCAAUCUCAUCGGCGAGCCUAUUCUACCCAGCUACGUGCCAGGUAAGUCUGAAAUCAGGUGAAAAUUGACUUCAAUUUGUGGCCUAGAUAUAAUUUCCAAUGAUAAAGUAGAAUUUUGCCACGCAUGUACAAAGACGUCAGCGACAAAGAUUUUAACGCAGAUUUAAAAAAAAAGGAUUUUGAAAAGAGUCAUCGAAAGACUUUCCGAACACUCAAAUUUAAACUUGUUUUUUCUAAUUAAACACUUUUUGGUAGUAUAAAAAAAGUUCCAUGAACGUAAUUUUUUUAAAGUUCAAAUUCGGAAGAACUGUCAAAAAAAGUUUGUCUUUUUUUACCGUGGUUUUUAUUUCAAAUUCCUCCCAGUCUUUCAGAAUUUUUUUUCAAAUUAUUUCCCAGAAUUGAAAAAUAAUAAAACAUUUCAGGAUUCUUUUCGACUCAACGCGACAAGAUGAACGUCCUUCAGAGAGGAAUAAACGCCUUGGAGACGUGGUUCGGCGAACAGAUGGUACAGGAUCCGAACGUUCCGAAAAUGGUCAAGGAAAAGCUCAACAUCGAAGUUCGCCUUUCUCGGGUUGGUUGGCAAAGUUCGAAAUGUCAGAAGGACUCUUUUUUGAUGACUUAAGGAAGCCGUGAAUCAACUAUAGCACCAAGAAGCCUUUUUUCACCUUCUAAGAACAUUCUUAGGGAUCCUCUGAGCACCUCUUCGACUUUUCAUAUGGAUGAACUUUUCUAGACAGUAUUGUUCUCUUCAGGAAGUGAUUCCUGAAGCGGCGUUCGUCCUAUCCAACUCCAACCCCUUCCUCAACUUUCCUCGGCCGACCCUCCACAAGACGGUUCAAAUCGGCGGCGCCACCAUCAAUUUGACUGAACUUCGAUCUGAAAAGCUCAGCAAGGUUAUAUUUUCGCUCAUUCAACGAAAAACAGCUGGGAAGCGCAUUACAGGCAACUUGAAAUGAAGCUUGAUUUCGGGAUUUCAAAUACCUUUUUUAUGUCCCAAAAAUUAUGGUAAUUUUUUUUUUGAGUUUAGAGGAUCCUACUUUUAAAGACGUGAAUCGCAUUUUUCUAAAAAAAAAAAUUGAAAAAAAACUAUACAAAAAAAGAAGAAUACAUGGUAGACGGUGCGCGGGGAACGUUUGAGAAAAGUUUGAGAAAAUUUAGUAUUUCAGUAAAAUAUCUUCACGCUCUACACAAAAGAUGCAAAGCGAAAGGUCUUAGGCCUAUCCUUUAGACGCAUUUUUCUUCAUAACUAAAAAGUUUCGUGAAAUAGUAGAUUUUAAGAAUCAGAACAAUAGUUUUAUCAUGAAAGGAAAAGCGAUUUUACUGUUUUUUUAUAAAAUUUGGAACGAUCUUCACUUGCCUUAAAGGAGGCAUGAUUAUCAAAUUCAGGAAUGGGAAGAAGUUGUAAGCAGAAGAUCGAAAAACGUCCUCGUUUCUUUCGGAACCAUGGUUUUCUCCUCGGCGAUGCCGAACGACAUGAGGUAUUUUUUAGGGAAAAAUAGAAGUUUCGGGUUUUGAAUAACCUGAUUAAAGUUCUCGCAUUCUGACUGCUUGAAAGCCUCGAUAAGAAAGGUCUUUAGAACUUGGAAUUUUGAAAAUCAGUAUCUUGUAGAGUUUUUGAUUGAAAAUCGAACGGUCUCCUCAAAAAAGCGCAGACAUUAGUACUUUCGAAGAAAAACGCUGUUUUUUUCCCGCCUUUUAAUUUUGAAAAAAAGAUUCAGAUCGGUGUCCAAAAAACUGAUUACAGUAGACGUUAACGCGAUGUUGCGGACGUGUCUUUCGAAGACUCCUGAGGGCAAGAGAAAAAUGACCUUACUUUUAAACUUAUAUUAAGCAGCUCAUAAACUUCACAGAUUUCUAUUCACAAGCUGGUUGCAGGACGACUAUUCUGAACGUUUUCUCCUCGAUGCCGAAUGUGACGUUCAUCUGGAAGUAUGAAGACGACGACGUCGCCUGGGCGGAGAAAACGUCGAACGUUCACUUCUCCAAGUGGGUGCCGCAGAAGGCGUUGCUCGCCAGUCGGAAGCUCAGCGCUUUCGUGACCCACGCCGGCCUCGGCAGCACGAAUGAGCUUGCCUACCUGGGCGUUCCCGCUGUCACGGUGAGACUUUUUUUGGUCCUAGAUGUAUAAGGACAGGAAAAGUUGAAUGUGAUUCGAAAGGUCAUUCUGUAGAACUCUCCUCAUUGUGCGUCUAACUUUAAACUGUACAAUCCUGUUGUUUUAAAAUUCGAAGUGAAAUUUUAAAAAAGUUUCAAUUCAUGGGAAAAAUUCUGCAGCACAGUUGCUCUAUGGAGAAAAAUGAUUUUUUUUCUCCCGGUUCAAAUUUUUCUCAUAAAGCUCUCCGUCAUGGAAGCUUCUGACUAGGAUUGAUUUUUGAAUCAUUUCUCAUGUUGCCUUUUUUGCAAUAUUGGGUUACGGUACGUAAAUUUCUGUACACCGAUCCGUCGCUGUCUUGAUGCGAAUAAAAAAAUUCAGCCGAAGAAGAUAAAUUUUGUACAAUUCAAGUAUAAAUUCAAUAAUUACACGAAAAAAACUUAAAAUAUGGAAUACAGUCUAAAAAAAUUUUUCGUUGUUAGUUAGCCUCUUAUAAUAAGUCUUUUACACUGGAAGUUUGGGAAAACGUAACAUUUCAAGGUCCCAAUAUUCGCCGACCAGUUCCGAAACGCCUACAUGUUGGAACGACAUGGCGGAUCAAUCGUUCUGGAAAAAUCGGACCUAUUUGACGAGGAUCUCGUGAAAAAAGCCAUCCACGACGUCGUCUACGACCAAAGGUGAAUUUUUCAGAGAAAAUAGUGGAAAUUUGGUUUGAAGUUACACGGAAAACGCGAAAAAGCUGGCUGAAGUCCUGGAGCGACAGCCCAUUCCGCCCAAGGAACUCGCCCUUCGUUACCUGGAAUUCGCAGCCAGGUGAGAUGAUGUCGAGAUUGUAUCUCAAGAGAAAGAUUCUCGAAAUUUGAACAAAUUCUGAAGUUGACUUCAGAUUCGGGGAGCUGAAAAGCCAGGACCCCCACGGACGUCAUCUCAACUUCUUCGAAUAUCAUCUCAUCGAUCUCUUCUUCUAUUCGUUAUUCGGAUCAGUUUUUGUAGCCUAUCUUGUCUACAAAUGCGCCAUCUUUUUGAGGAACUUGAUCAAAAAGAAACCGAAAAUACAAAAAUUCGAUUGA